Molecule: messenger RNA, 937 nt
Organism: Macrosteles quadrilineatus (aster leafhopper)
Lineage: Eukaryota; Metazoa; Arthropoda; Insecta; Hemiptera; Cicadellidae
Exons: 2
Coding region: 225-689 (154 amino acids)
Source: RefSeq, a predicted model, not a curated record
UUCAGACAGGUCAUUCGUCAUUGUUACAAUAAUUUAUAGUCCCUAUACUAAAACUAUUACUAAAAUAGAUUUCAUAUGCUGAGCCUUAACAUCUACACAGCUUCCAUAUAUUCCUCCAAUAAGAAGAAGGCCUUCUCCAAAAGAAAGUUUUUUAACUUCUUUUUGAAUUUAGGGAAUGAAUCAGUGUCCCUAAUUGAAGAAGGUCACUGAAGGCUAUUUUGGACAUGUUGAUGGAAGAUAGUUCUGAUGAAGAUAUAAUUGAAAAUGACAGUGAUGACAAUGAAGAGGACCAGAUAGAGGUAAAAAUCGACGUGUCGGACAUUGAAGAAGCGGAUUUGCCAACGGAUCAACCAGAAAAUCUACAAGUGGUCGAAAAUGAACUGGAACAGGUUUCAAGUGACGAUGAUGAUGUGCCACUAGCACAUCUAUUCAUGGUGAGGGACAAAGAUAAGAACAUUAUAAAAUGGAAAACUUAUCCUUCUUUACCUAGGAAUGUUAGAACAAGAGCAGAAAACAUUGUUUUGCAGCUUCCUGGACCAGUAAGAGAAGGUAAAACUGCCAAAACUGAUCUGGAAUGUUUCUCUCUUUUAGAGGGCGGUGCUACCUUUGUGGAAGGGCAAGGGAAAAAACAUCACGAAAAGCUUGUGGAAAAUGUGGACAUUUCAUCUGCGGAGAUCACUCUGUGUUAGUGUAUAGAAGCUGUGUGGAGUAGACAAUACCUCCUGUCAUUUAUAAAGUUUAGCGUAAGUUUUUUCAAUUUUUUUUUAUUUUGCUUUUUUAUGCUUUCUAUUUUUAAAUGAUAUAUGACAGUAGAGGAAUAAACAGUCACAUGUUUCAACACACUUGUAACUAUGCACACCUUCAAUGUCAUGUGAUGUACAUAGAUGUAUACGUUCAUUUGAAACUGCUAUAUCUACAGUAAUUUCAGUUUUUACUA